Exophiala aquamarina CBS 119918 is the source of this 216-nucleotide messenger RNA. RefSeq lists its product as uncharacterized. Lineage: Eukaryota; Fungi; Ascomycota; Eurotiomycetes; Chaetothyriales; Herpotrichiellaceae. The transcript has a single exon. Bases 1 to 216 code for a protein of 71 amino acids. Gene Ontology annotation, biological process: phosphorelay signal transduction system. The record is from RefSeq and is a predicted model, not a curated record.
AUGGAUGGAAUGACUGCGACUUUCCUUAUUCGAGGGUUUGAAGCUAGUAACUCGUUGCGUAGAGUACCUAUUAUCGCUCUGACCGGCCUGGCGUCCGCAACUGCACGCAAUGAAGCCCUUGAAUCCGGCAUGGAUCAGUUCUUGACAAAGCCGUUUUCGUUCCUGCAGCUAACUGAGAUCAUCAGCGGUCUACCACCUACCCCAGCUGCGGACUGA